This is a messenger RNA of Cylicostephanus goldi, 396 nucleotides long. The record is from the annotation of a GenBank genome assembly. Lineage: Eukaryota; Metazoa; Nematoda; Chromadorea; Rhabditida; Strongylidae.
CAUUCCAUGAUAUUUUUCUUCCAUCAUUAUGAGAUGCCUCUGAUACUGUAUCAAGAUCGAUUGCAACGUAUUCUCACAGAGAUUAAUACUGCGCCGCCGGCUGGCCCUCUGGACGUCCAGCAAGUUACCGUUUCGAUCCACACACGCCCUGUAGUACAGGAGGUCAACCCCACCGAUGAGCAACGUCAUGGGGAAAAUCACGAGCCAACAUCGCAAGUACAAGAGUUUUCUACGCAGAAUGGUGCUGUAGGAUCUGCUGACCACGCUGAUGGUGCAACAGUCACUGGAGAAGCAUCAGUUCUGAACUCCACACUUCCAUCUUCAUCUACGGAUCCCGUCGAAAGAAUAGCGGAAGAGGUAGUGUCGGAAGCGAUAGACGAACUUUUCCUUUCUUAG